AUGGUGUUCAGUCGUGGCAGUAUAAUGUUCGCUCUACUCUUGACCCUUUGCCUUGGAUUGCUGCCAACUGGAACAGUUGUCAAUGGGCAAAGUUAUAAUGGCAAUGGAUUGAUAGAUAUACUCGAAUAUAUGCAUCGUGGGCAGAUGCAAAUGGAUUUAGAGAACAUGGAUGACGCUGAGUUGCUGAAUGAAUAUGAUUUCAUUGUGGUUGGAGCUGGUACAGCGGGCUGUGCCGUGGCAGCGCGUCUUUCCGAGAAUCCCGAUUGGCGGGUUCUACUAAUCGAGGCCGGGGGCCCGGAGAGUUAUGCCAUGGAUAUGCCAAUAUCGGCACACUACUUGCAACUGGGCGAAAUGAAUUGGAAGUAUCGUACAGAGCCCUCGCCGAACUAUUGCCUGGCCAUGAAGGAUAAUCGCUGCAAUUGGCCCAGGGGCAAAGUGAUGGGUGGCAGUUCGGUCCUGAAUUACAUGAUGUACACGCGUGGUAAUCGAGAGGAUUACGAUCGUUGGGCCGCCUUGGGAAAUCCCGGUUGGAGCUAUAAGGAAUUGUUACCCUAUUUUCGUAAAUAUGAAAAUUCGCACAUUCCCGACGCCGAUCGGGGCGAGUCGAGACCUGGACGCAAGGGCCCCGUACAUGUUUCAUAUACAAAACCGCGUACAUCAAUAGCUGAUGCCUUUGUGGAGGCUUCCAAAAAUGCGGGACUUCGGCAGGGCGAUUACAAUGGGGAAAAUCAAUUGGGUGUAUCUUAUCUGCAAGCUAAUGUUUACAAUGAGACGCGGUGGAGUUCGAAUCGGGCAUAUCUAUAUCCAUUGAAGGGCUUGCGGCGUAAUCUUCAAGUGAAGAAAUAUACUCUGGUAACUCGCAUUCUCAUAGAUCCCAAAACCAAGACGGCUACGGGUGUAUUAGUUAAGGGUCGCCCACAAAGGAUUCGAGCACGUCGCGAGGUCAUUGUGUCGGCAGGAGCCAUCAAUACGCCGCAAUUGCUAAUGCUUUCGGGCCUAGGGCCAGCCAAGCAUCUGCGAGAGAUGGGAAUAAAACCAAUUGCCGAUCUAGCUGUUGGCUUCAAUCUCCAGGAUCACGUGGCUCCAGCCGUUUCCUUUAUCUGUAAUGCGACAUCGUUGCAAGUGUCGAAAAUGUUCACCUCGGAGGCAUUGGGUGACUACUUUCGUGGUGGCGGUCCUUUACGUGUUCCAGGCGGUGUCGAGGCCAUUUCAUUUUAUGCCCUAGACGAUCCAUCGAAUCCUCGUGGUUGGUCCGACAUGGAACUGUUUAUGGUCGGUGGCGGACUACAAACAAAUGUGGCUUUGCGUCUAGCCCUUGGUCUCAAACCGCAGAUCUAUGAGGAAAUUUUCGGUGACUUGGAACGCCGUAAUGCCAACGGUUUCAUGAUCUUUCCCAUGAUUUUGCGUGCCAAGAGUCGUGGACGCAUUAAACUUGCUAGUCGCAAUCCGGAGCAGCAUCCUCGCAUCUAUGCCAAUUACUUUGCCCAUGCAUACGAUUUGAAUAUCACAGUACGGGGCAUUGAACAAGCUGUCCGCCUCAUAGAUGAGCCUGCCUUUCGUGCCAUCGAUGCCAAGUUGUUAGAGGCCCCAUUGCCGGGCUGUCGACAGUUUCCAGCAAGGAGCAGCCAGUAUUGGGCCUGCUAUGCCCGACAUUUCACCUACACGAUCUAUCAUUAUUCGGGCACUGCCAAAAUGGGUCCUCGAAGUGAUCGUUCAGCCGUGGUCGAUGCACGCUUGCGUGUCCAUGGCAUCAAUCGAUUGCGUGUGGUCGAUGCUAGCAUUAUGCCAUACUUGGUUUCGGGUCAUCCGAAUGGACCAACCUAUCUGAUAGCCGAGAAGGCGGCCGAUAUGAUUAAAGAGGAUCACAAUUAUAAUGAUGGUUAGUUUGAAAUUCCAUAGGAAUAUUAUAAUAUAUAUCAUUUUAAGAACCAUGUAUUUUUUUCAAAACAAAGCCAGAGAAUUAUAUCAAUAUAAAACAGGUA
Messenger RNA from Drosophila willistoni, 1982 nucleotides. RefSeq names its product glucose dehydrogenase [FAD, quinone]. Lineage: Eukaryota; Metazoa; Arthropoda; Insecta; Diptera; Drosophilidae. The transcript has a single exon. Bases 1 to 1884 code for a protein of 627 amino acids. Gene Ontology annotation, molecular function: flavin adenine dinucleotide binding; oxidoreductase activity, acting on CH-OH group of donors. The record is from RefSeq and is a predicted model, not a curated record.